AUGUUUAUGGAUCGAGGAACCUCUGAUGCCGAUCUAUGGACUUUGUCUCAAGGACCGAACGAGCCAUUGAGAACUUACAUGGCUCGGUUCAAAGCGGUGGUGUCAAAGGUGGAAGGAGUGAGCGAUAAGGCAGCCCUUGAAGCCCUGAAAAGAUCACUAUGGUAUAAAUCCGAGUUCCAAAGAGAAAUGGCGUUGAACACGCCGCUCACGAUCCAAGAUGCCCUACAUCGCUCUGCCGACGUUAUCGUGAAUGAAAAAGAGAUGAAAAACCUAGACGAGCAGUACGAAUCGACAAAAGCGGCGAUCCGAAAUUCUCUGACGACGCGCCAAAGAAAUGUGAGGAGUAAUGACUAUGUGCACCACGAAGGGCCGAGGCUACAAGGAGCCCAUAAUUAUCAAGUGGGAGCAGGACGAGGCAAAGGACCAUGGAAAACUUGGACUCGGAACCCCCGAACAUAUGAUGAAAAGGCAUUCUGCGAACACCACCAAUGCUACGGGCACUCAACGACAAAUUGUUGGUUCUUGGCAGCCAGACUCGCCGCAAAACGAGCAGCAGGAGAGCCCGAAGAAACCAUAGCUGCCAAGGAGCCCGAAGACGAGAAGCGAGAAGGUGACGAAGUUAACCCCCCAAACCGAGAGCAAGGGAACCGAGGCGAAGCCCAAAAGCGAGGAAGGAGGAAUAAUGAGGAUCCGCGAGAUGGCCCCAGAAGAAAGAUCAAUAUGAUAAUGGUCGGAUCACAAUACUGUCUCGACACCGUAUCGUCGAUUAAAGCUUUCUAG
Eutrema salsugineum is the source of this 780-nucleotide messenger RNA. RefSeq lists its product as uncharacterized. The transcript has a single exon. Bases 1 to 780 code for a protein of 259 amino acids. The record is from RefSeq and is a predicted model, not a curated record. Lineage: Eukaryota; Viridiplantae; Streptophyta; Magnoliopsida; Brassicales; Brassicaceae.